UAACAUCUAUAACAUUUAUAACUAUAACAUCUAUAACAUUUAUAACAUCUAUAACAUAUAUCACUAUAACAUCUGUAACAUUUAUAAAAUCUAUAACAUUCAACACAUACAGAUUUUAACAUCGGAUUAACAUUAAAUUCACUGCAACACCAGAGAGGAGAUUCAUUAUUCACACCGGAGGUGGGUUUGUGUUUGAGCUCUCCUGGACGAUGGCGACCGGUGUUGAUGACACCAGCGUGUUGGAGUCGGAGCUGACGUGCCCGGUGUGCCUGGACGUUUACCGUGAGCCUCACCUGCUGCCCUGCGGCCAUAACUUCUGCCUGUCGUGUCUGAAUGAUCUGAAGAGUCGGGAGAAACGGGGGCAUCUGCGCUGUCCGGAGUGCCGUGAGAACCACCUCACCUCCACCCGCUGGCAGAAGAACUUCAAACUCUCCAACAUCGCGGAUGAAUUCCGGCGUCGUGGUCAGGCCCAGCGUCCUGGCCCUGAACGCCCGGGUUCCUCGAGCAGGAGCACAGGGGUGCGCUGUGAUUACUGCCCACCGGACCCCCCCGGAGACUCCACCAAGAGUGGCACGGCGGUAAAGACGUGUCUGAAGUGUGAGGUGUCCAUGUGUUCUGAGCACGUGAAGCCCCACCUGGACCUCCCGGCCCUCCGCGAGCACCCGCUGGUGGAACCACUGAGCAGCAUGAAGAGGAGAAAGUGUACCGAGCACGACGAGAUGUUCCGCUACUACUGCAGGGACGAACACAGCUUCCUCUGCAACGCCUGCACCAUCGAGGGGGGGCACAGCGGCCACUCCAUCAAAACACUCAAGAAUGCCAUGAAAGAGCUGAAGGCGUCUCUGGACUCCGAGCUGCAGAAGGUGAACAGAAAGAUGAGAAGAGUUGAGAAGAACCUGCAGGACCAGAAGGAGGAAGAACGUCUGAGCAAGGCGUUCCUGGAGGGAGCAGAACAGCAGGUGAAUGAUCUCAGAGGUUCCCUCAGAACCAGUCUGGAUCUGUUCCUGACCGAUCUGAGUGCUUCUCUGCACACACAUGAGGAACAGCACAGCGGGGGUAUCCAGCAGUACCUCACCACCUUCCAGGAGGAUCAGAACCAGCUCUCUGAGGUGCACACUGGGAUAGAACAGCUGCAGCAGGAGAACGACCCCAUAACCUUCAUCAGGGAAUAUAAUUCUUCUGUUAGAAGGUGCCGUCAGGUCCUCAGGAGACCCCUGUGUGUUCCAGACCCUGUGGCGAGGGACGUGGACGGUCUGGGUGAGAGUCUGGAGUCAAAACUGGAGGAGUUCGUUUCUGAUCUGCGCCAGAACGUCAGCGCGUUCAUCGACUCUCUCGGUGCAGGAGAUGGAGGAGACGAGGGCACGGAGGAGGACGAAGACGGUAACGAUGGCAUGGAGAACGAAGACGAGGGCACGGAGGAGGAUGAAGAGGGUACAGAGGAGGACGAGGAGGAUGAAGAGGGUAAUGAUGACAUGGAGAACGAAGACGAGGGCACAGAGGAGGACGAGGAGGAUGAAGAGGGUAAUGAUGACAUGGAGAAUGAAGACGAGGGCACGGAGUUGGAGGUUGAGGAAGAGGAGGAGGAACAGAGUGAGGAAGAACCAGAUCACAGUGGAUCCUUCUAUGACUGUUAUGUACUGGAUGAUGACGAUGACGAUGAUUUGUGGGCAUGAUUAGCACUUGUUUGUAUUUUAUUACAUAUAAAGCACAGUUUCUGUUCUUUUAUCUUUAUUUUAUUUUAAUACUUAUUAAAAUGUCAGAUUUAUAUUAGUGAUGGAUUUUCUGCCUGUAGUUCUCAGUUCAGCCACUGGUGGGCGCUAAUGUUCUCUGUAUAUUUCUGACUGUAGAGCAGAUGAAUGUUUUUGGUGCGAGUGUCUGAGAGCCACUUAGUAAAUAAAUAAAUAAAAUAAAUAAAAUCUUCA
Molecule: messenger RNA, 1922 nt
Organism: Trichomycterus rosablanca
Lineage: Eukaryota; Metazoa; Chordata; Actinopteri; Siluriformes; Trichomycteridae
Exons: 7
Coding region: 210-1673 (487 amino acids)
Molecular function (GO): zinc ion binding
Source: RefSeq, a predicted model, not a curated record